Messenger RNA from Balaenoptera ricei (Rice's whale), 1267 nucleotides. It is a transcript of the gene IFT20, whose product is annotated as intraflagellar transport 20. The record is from RefSeq and is a predicted model, not a curated record. Gene Ontology annotation, biological process: centrosome localization; intraciliary transport; protein localization to cilium. Gene Ontology annotation, cellular component: cilium; intraciliary transport particle B; centrosome. The coding region runs from base 223 to 621 and encodes 132 amino acids. Lineage: Eukaryota; Metazoa; Chordata; Mammalia; Artiodactyla; Balaenopteridae. The transcript is spliced from 6 exons.
AGCAGGCUCUGCGGGUGUACGGGCUUACGAGGUCGGGAAGUGACGUUAGGCGUAAACAGGUCCUGCCGUAGCCGCUGCUGAGGCUGGCGGGCAGGACGCCGGCUGCCACUGACCGGAGAGAAGCUGCCUGCCGACGUCAGCCUGGGUCGCAGCCGCCGCCGCCGCUGUGGGGCAGACAGAGCAGGACUGCUCUUCUCUAGGGAAGCUGGAAAGGAAACAGCCAUGGCCAAGGACAUCCUGGGUGAAGCAGGGCUGCACUUUGAUGAGCUGAACAAGCUGCGGGUGUUGGACCCAGAGGUUACCCAGCAGACCAUAGAGCUGAAGGAAGAGUGCAAGGACUUUGUGGACAAAAUCGGCCAGUUUCAGAAAAUAGUUGGUGGUUUAAUUGAGCUUGUCGACCAACUUGCAAAAGAAGCAGAAAAUGAGAAGAUGAAGGCCAUUGGUGCUCGGAACUUGCUCAAAUCUAUAGCAAAACAGAGAGAAGCCCAACAGCAGCAACUCCAGGCACUAAUAGCUGAAAAGAAAAUGCAGCUUGAAAGGUAUCGGGUUGAAUAUGAAGCUCUGUGUAAAGUAGAAGCAGAACAAAAUGAAUUUAUUGACCAAUUUAUUUUUCAGAAAUGAACUGAAAAUUUCAUUUUCUAGCAGGAGGGCAAAAAAAAGAAAAAAAACCCACAACCCCCAAACCGAAAAAACCUCUGAACCAAUCCAGUGACUUGACUAAUGACUCAAGUGUGUUGUGUGAGAUGGUGUGUGAGGAAUGCAGCAUCUCUGAAGGCAAUAAAACAAAUCUGGGGGAGCUUGUUUCAGACGUCAGUGCCUAUCUGCAGGCGAACACCCAGUGGCCAUUGUGGUCCAGGUUCUCACCUCUUGCAUUCUCAGUCUGAACUGAGCAGCCUAUAAACUUUUUUUGUAAAUUCACAAAGCUUUGGAAGGAAAAGCAAUAAAUUAUUAUUUUCAAAUGGCUUGAUCUACCUCUUUUCCUGGUACCCUUGAAAUGUACAUUUAACCCUUUGUAAGAGAACCCUGGACUCUAGCCCGUAGUCCACAAAACAAACCAGGCAGUGGUCAGCAGCUACCUUUAUUUUGGCCAGACACACGAGUCAGACGAUACUCCCAACAAUCAGACCGUUAGGGCUUGUAAGCAAAACAGGCAAAAAGGGGGAACUAACCAGGACCAGCAUCUACCAUUUUCCAUGUGUGUUCACAAGUCUUUUUUUUUUUUUUUUUGAGUUGGCCUCGAGUAUGAAUUUAGAGAAAGCUAGCAGAA